AUGGCGCCCAAGAGAGCCCGGGCCGUCGCGUCCGCCUCGACGUCCACCAAGAAGCCCAAGGCGGGCGACGACGGCGACGCGACCGGGCUCUGGCUGGUGAAGACCGAGCCUGACGAAUUUUCCCUCGACGACCUCCGCGCUUCCCCCGGAGGCGUCGCGCAGUGGGACGGCGUGCGCAACGCGCAGGCGAGAAACCUCAUGAAGACCAUGCGCGUCGGCGACCGCGCCUUUUUUUACCACUCAUCGUGCAAGGUCCCAGCCGUCGUGGGCGUUUGCGAGGUCGUGAAAACUGCGUACCCCGACCCCACCGCGCUGGAUCCAAAGGCGCCGGGCUUUGACCCAAAGUCGGACCCGACGAACCCGAAAUGGCUCUGCGUGGACGUCAAGUUCAUCCGGGCGAUGCGCAGGGAGGUGACGCUGAGUGAGCUGCGGCGGGAGGCGGCGGGAGACGGAGUCACGGGCGCGGACGGCGCGAAGGCCCUCGCGUCCAUGACGCUCUUACACCGCGCGAGGCUCUCGGUGCAGCCGGUGACUCGAGCCGAGUGGGAGCACGUGCUCCGCCUGGAGGAGGACGAGGCCCCAUAG
Molecule: messenger RNA, 585 nt
Organism: Micromonas commoda
Lineage: Eukaryota; Viridiplantae; Chlorophyta; Mamiellophyceae; Mamiellales; Mamiellaceae
Exons: 1
Coding region: 1-585 (194 amino acids)
Cellular component (GO): nucleus
Source: RefSeq, a predicted model, not a curated record